Messenger RNA from Mya arenaria, 3180 nucleotides. Its product is annotated as transmembrane protein 47-like. Bases 360 to 893 code for a protein of 177 amino acids. NCBI's taxonomy places the organism in Eukaryota, Metazoa, Mollusca, Bivalvia, Myida, Myidae. The transcript has 3 exons. Gene Ontology annotation, cellular component: membrane. The record is from RefSeq and is a predicted model, not a curated record.
AUUUCCCUGCGGCAAGAUACGUGGAAGUUGAAACAGUAUCCUGAUGAUUCGUUUUUUCCAAACCCAUGGAUUUAAUUGUUUAUUGUGUAAAAGUAUUCAUUGCUGCUUACAGUUUUAUUCUCCUGGUAGAGUUAUAGGAGUGUUAACUAGAUUGUGAAAAUAUACGGGUAAAGUGUUAUCCUUAAAAUACAAAUAGUUAUUUCUGGUAUGUUUUCAAAAUGUACAAGAAAAGUGAUUUGGUAUAUUUUCUUCCAUUAAUCUUUUAUGAUAAUGUAACAAAAACAUCGUUCUCAGAACUGCAUUGGAUUUAGAAUAAAUCGGUGUUAUGUCAUUUGCAGUGAUGAACUAGUCGUGACGUAAUGUCACUUUUGGAGAACCUUGGAUUUAUAUGUCUUGUUAUUACUGUUGCGACCAUGUUUAUCAGUUUCGUGACGCCAUAUUGGGUAGUGGAUGAUGGUGAUUAUAUCAUGAAACCGGUGCACAAGGGUUUGUUGGCGAAUUGUGAGGAGGACAUGUGUACUUGGAUAUUUAAGGAUGAAAGGAUAAACAGAGAGUUUCCAGCAUGGUUUAAUGCGACGCAGGGCUUGAUGUCAGUGGCUCUGGCCCUUGGACUUAUUGCUCUCCUGGUGGCCACCCUUUCCCUGUGCUGUACGUGCCACAGCUGUAACCCUCAUCAUCCCAUCUGUGGAUUCCUCAUCAUCGCAUCUGUGUCUAUAGCGGUAGCCAUCGUGGUUUUCGGGAUCAAGGCGAAGAAUGAAUGGGACAUCGACUUCCAGAUGGAGCUAAUGUCUAGAGGCCGCUUUGGCUGGUCAUUUUGGACGGCAGUAGGUGCUGCGGCCAGCGCCCUGCUGACUUCUACCAUCUACUGUUGUAUGGACAGAAAGAGACACUAAAUAAAGCAGUUGUAUGGAUCAAGGCGAAACUGUUCCAUCAGCAUUGUUAUUAUGCUCUUCUUCAUAAAACAGGUUACCGUCGCGUCUAAGACUGAUGAGUUUUGAAAUUGAAAAUUUUAUUUUAAAUCCAAAAAUACAUUUACAUCACAACAAAUGUUAUGUAAUGCUAUGCUAUACACUGGAAGAAAAUAACAAAAACGAUUUAUAGGCAUGUAGUACAAAACUAUUUUUAUGAAUCAAAAUUAAUCACCAAUGUACAGAUAAUUUCAACACAUAGCAGCUAGUUCUGGCAGCCAUUAUAUUUAUCUUGUGGUUAAUAUUGUUAUGAGAUAAAACGUCAUGUUUAUAAAUAGAUACCAAUCAGCAUGCACGAAAUGCUACUAGAGUCAUUAUACUCAAGACUACUUAAAUGAAAUGUCACAUGGAACCUUUUCGCUCCCGCUCCCGAUUUAUGAAUCGUCUAGUUAGAUAGUAUGUAUAUUUUACAUUACAGUUUAUUAUUUUGAAUACUGUUCAUCUAUGUCUCAUAUUUACAACUGUAUAUACGUGUGUGUAAGAAAAGUGUUUCAUUUCAUGCUUUAUAUUUCAUUAGCUGUGCAUACAAAGCUAAGAUAGAUAUUAUGCCAAUAAAGAAAUAGUUUUAUAUAUGGCUAUUUAACUAGUCUUCUUCUAAGACACAUUUAAUAUAUUGUACUAUAUAUUUCCACUGGCAUUGUUAUUUUUUAUCUUAACGUGUACAGAAACAUUCGUUGAAUUCCAAAAUAAAAAAUACGAUGCCAAAAAUAUAAAGACGUGCAUAUUAAUGAAAAAAAAUCAAUAUUUUUUUUCAAAUUUUUGGCAUCGUAAUUUUACGAUUGUUCUUAUUGAGAAGUCAAUCCGUUUGAAAACCCGAUGCCAGUGUGUCGAUCUAAUCAACGACUAAGCGAUACAAUAUUAAGUGAAUAUCAUGGAUCAAAUUAAAAGUUUUACUUGUAAAAUCAAAUAAUCAUUGACAAAACUGACAAGUAAAGCUUUUAGUUUCAAAACAUAUAUGAAGAUAUUAUACGAAACGUGCAUCAAAUACAACCAAUCGCACCAGUUAUAUGUGGUAUCAAUUACGUACCAUGGUUAUUAUAUAACAGUAAAAAUGAUUCAUAGAUGGAUUCCAGAUUGCAUUAGUAUGUUUAAGAAGCUAAAGUCCAUGACUAUAUUUCAGGAUGUUCAUGCUCGUAUUAAUCAGUAUCUCAUGUAUGUAUAGUCUAAAACCUUGUAAUACAGUUGAUAAGGAUACCAAUUUAUGUGCGAGCGUGUUACCACCGCCUCCCCCGUUUGCGUCCUUUAUAUUUAUGCAUAUUUAUGCAUAUCCUUACGAAAUAACACUUCAUAUAUUUACCGUGGUAAAGUUGACUGACAAAAUCUCGUUUUUAUGAAUAUGCAUGAGGUAUGGAGACAUACCUUUUUGCAAUGAAAUCGCAUGUUACAUUAAAUAUACUUCAUUAAUCCUAUACUGUCGCUUGUCUCCAUAGGCUAGUAAUUUACGAGGUUAUUAAAAAAAUUGUAGUAAUCUAGUGGAUUGUAUUAAGUUCCAGUUUUCGGCAGAAUAAGUGUGCAAAAUAUUCUUAAAGUGUUUGUGCAUAUGUUCGUUUGGUUCAUUGCGGAACGAAUGCAACUUUCUCCAUUAUUGUUCAUGAUGACGACAUUUUCUUAGCCAAAUCGCCCACGGUACAGAUCGAAGCAUAGCAGAAGUGUAUCGGGGGUACAAGACGAGCAAUGGAAUCCGGCGUCAAAGAUAGUAUUUUUUUUAUUUUGAACGUCUCUUUAACAAAUAAUGCCAAACUUUUAGUUUUUUUCUUUAUUCUUUAAAUGCGGUUUCAGAAUAAAGAUUUCAACUACCUAUCUUUUCAAAAGCAGUUCAACCGACGACAAUGAUCCUUAGGCUAUAUCAAACUAUCUUGCGUAGUUAUGCGGGAGAACAUUUUCGUAUGCGCAGUACCCUAAAGUGUAAUACGAUAUCAAAUAACGCAGUGUGAAUAAUAAAGUUUUCUUUUUUCCGGUUUUAAUAUCUAUGAUUAAAUCAAGCAAUAUUUAAGACGGAAAUAUAACGGGAAAAAUACCUAUGUGUUUCUGAUGGAGAUGAUAAGCAAUUUCGUAGUUUACCAACAAAAAGUGUCAAUAUAUAAUAUAUAGUAUAUCUGUAUAUUUUGUUUAACAGGAUUACGUGCCUUCAGUUGUUUACAUUUUACAAAUGCUUUUUGUAUAUUUUUGUUUAGUUUUAUCAAUUAAUAGUCAUAAUAAAAGUGCAUAAUAA